Brassica napus (rape) is the source of this 1130-nucleotide messenger RNA. Its product is annotated as tubulin beta-3 chain-like. Gene Ontology annotation, cellular component: cytoplasm; microtubule. Gene Ontology annotation, biological process: mitotic cell cycle; microtubule cytoskeleton organization. Lineage: Eukaryota; Viridiplantae; Streptophyta; Magnoliopsida; Brassicales; Brassicaceae. The record is from RefSeq and is a predicted model, not a curated record. The coding region runs from base 38 to 439 and encodes 133 amino acids. The transcript has a single exon. Gene Ontology annotation, molecular function: GTPase activity; structural constituent of cytoskeleton; GTP binding.
GCUAGUUGGUGAUCUGAACCAUCUCAUCUUGGCUACAAUGAGUGGUGUUACAUGCUGUCUUUGUUUCCCUGGUCAACUCAACUCCGACCAUAGGAAGCUCGCUGUGAACCUGAUCCCUUUCCCAAGGCUCCACUUCUUCAUGGUGGGUUUUGUUCUGUUGACAUCGAGAGGAUCACAGCAAUACAGUGCCUUCAGUGUCCCUGAGCUGACCCAGCAGAUGUGGGAUGCGAAGAACAUGAUGUGCGCUGCUGACCCUCGUCACGGACGAUACUUAACUGCAUCCACUGUGUUCCGUGGAAAGCUGAGCACUAAGGAGGUUGAUGAGCAGAUGAUGAACAUCCAGAACAAGAACUCAUCCUACUUUGUGGAAUGGAUCCCGAACAACGUCAAGUCCAGCGUCUGUGACAUUGCAACAUUAACUCUUAUAAUAUUUUUAUAAACUCUUAUAUACAGAUUUAUAAGCCUCUAUAAAAUUUUAUAAGACUUCAUAACAUAAUUACCUUUUGAAAUUCUACAAAUCCUCAUAAAUGAUUUUAUAAACCCUUAUAAAUAAUUUUAAACAUUCUUAUAAAUGAUUUAUAGACCCUUAUAAAAAGUUUCUAUAUAUUCAUAUAAAUGAUUUUUAAGACCUUAUAAAUGAAAUUACCUUUUUAAAUAUUUAUAAAUGAUUUUAUAAAACCUUAUAAAUAUUUGGUAUAUUCUUAUAAGUGAUUUUAUAAAGGUUUAUAAAUCAUUUAUAGGAAUAUAUAUAAACUAUUGAUAAAGGUUUAUAAAUGAUUUCUAAAUUUUCAUAAAUGAUUUAUAAACAUUUAUAAAUUAUUUAUUAUCUUUAUAAAGCCUUAUAAGGAUUUUAUUAUGAUGAUAUAAUUUGAUAUGGUUUCUCUGCCUUUUCUUUAUAAAACAAUUAUAUCAUUUCUCAGAUUUUCUUAGCAAACAGAGGUACAUCAUUAACAUCAUCUACAAUCAACUAAAGAUUAUAUAUAUAGACUCGGUAAGGUUCAAUCAUGAUUCAUGAGCAAAUCUACACUCAAGAACGAUUCAACAUCCAGAAAUAUUCUAUAAUUCACCACAAAACAGCCACAAAGAUCGUCUGAUCCACAUCUAAAGCCGCCUCCGGAGACUUCUCCAAC